GGGAAUGAUCAGGAGUUGAGGGGAAGGUGAAAGUGACCGCCGCUUACGAGACCUUAUCCCCUGUUUUUCACUUGAGAAAUACCUCCCUAAAUCAUACCUUAGCCGUCAGAAUUCGAUGGUAGCGCCGCCCACCACGGGGCUCGUCACUACCAUUGGGGUCGCCUGAACCCCGUGAUCUAAGCCACCACUCUAGUAUACCUUCUCUGUAAGUGUCUUUCCUCUCUAUCUAUCAGUCAGAAUUUAACGAAUAGAAUGAGACAGAAGUUAUCGAGUUGCGUGAAUCGCUGUCCAACCGGAAAUAUCGUCAAUGUCGAGUUGGCCCUGCACCAGUCUCCCUCCUCGAUCUACUGUACCUCGUAAAAUGUCUAGCUCCAUCGCAAGACAUUGUUGGUUAUAUUGAACGCUUUGGAGAACCUAAUUUUUCUAAACCGCUGUGUCUUUUUUCAUAAUUCCAAUUGUUAGUUAGUGAAUAUCAUUUUAUUUAAAUAGAUAAGUGAAAAGAGACGAAGGAAAAAUGGUUUUGGCUGAUUUAGGACGUAAAAUAACGUCCGCUCUGCGAUCGUUGAGCAAUGCAACUGUCAUCAACGAGGAAGUUUUGAAUUCUAUGCUCAAAGAGAUAUGUGCAGCUUUACUGGAGGCUGAUGUCAAUAUUCGACUUGUCAAAAAACUACGGGAAAAUGUUCGUAUGGUUAUUGACUUUGAUGACAUGGCUGGAGGGCUCAACAAGAGGCGGAUGAUAAUGAGUGCAGUUUUUAAGGAACUUGUCAAGUUGAUUGAUCCUGGAGUGAAAGCCUACCAGCCAGUGAAAGGUCGUCCCAACGUGAUAAUGUUCGUGGGUCUUCAAGGAUCCGGAAAGACCACCACCUGUACAAAACUAGCUUAUCACUAUUUGAAGAAAAACUGGAAGGCCUGUUUGGUCUGCGCCGAUACAUUUCGUGCUGGUGCCUACGACCAAAUCAAACAGAAUGCAACAAAAGCCAGAAUACCUUUUUACGGAAGUUACACAGAAGUAGAUCCAGUGGUAAUAGCUCAAGAUGGUGUUGAAAUGUUUAAAAAAGAAGGAUAUGAAAUUAUCAUCGUGGAUACAAGCGGUAGACAUAAACAAGAGGAAUCACUGUUCGAGGAGAUGUUACAAGUGUCAAAUGCAGUUCAACCAGAUAAUAUUAUUUUCGUAAUGGAUGCGACGAUAGGACAGGCAUGUGAAGCUCAAGCUAAGGCUUUCAAAGAUCGAGUUAACGUCGGUUCCAUUAUAAUAACAAAAUUAGAUGGACAUGCUAAAGGAGGUGGUGCAUUGUCAGCUGUUGCUGCCACCCAGAGCCCCUGCAUAUUCAUUGGUACUGGUGAACAUAUAGACGAUCUUGAACCAUUCAAAACGAAGCCCUUCAUAAGCAAACUAUUGGGAAUGGGUGAUAUCGAGGGCUUAAUUGAUAAAGUUAAUGAACUUAAUUUGGAUGAUAAUGAAGAGCUUUUAGAAAAAAUUAAACACGGCCAAUUUACACUUCGUGAUAUGUACGAACAGUUCCAGAAUAUUAUGAAAAUGGGACCAUUCUCACAGAUACUUCAGAUGAUUCCUGGAUUUAGUCAAGAUUUUAUGUCGAAGGGAACUGAGCACGGUUCCAUGGCAAGAUUAAAGAAGCUCAUGACAAUAAUGGAUAGCAUGAAUGAUGCAGAACUGGAUAGCAGAGAUGGAGCGAAAUUAUUCAGCAAGCAGACAGGAAGAAUUACAAGGCUUGCUAGGGGAUCUGGGGUCACCGAGAAGGAGGUCAAAGAUCUCAUAGCACAAUACACCAAGUUCGCUGGGGUUGUUAAGAAAAUGGGAGGAAUCAAGGGAUUAUUCAAGGGAGGUGACAUGAUGAAAAAUGUUAAUCAGACACAAAUGGCUAAACUGAACCAGCAAAUGGCCAAGAUGAUGGAUCCUAGAGUCUUGCAUCAAAUGGGUGGAAUGUCAGGACUUCAAAAUAUGAUGAAACAGCUUCAACAAGGUGCUGGUGGCCUUGGCAAUUUGAUGGGCGGCUUGGGUGGAAAAUCCUGAGAACAUUGACGCCAACAGUUCGCAAAAACUGUCAUCCGAUAAUUAUACCAUCCACAAAAUGUGUUGAAAUGAAUUAAAAACGCAUUAAAUACCACGCCGGUUUUGUUCUCUGUAUAAUUUUGUUUCAUGUUUCAUAUUACAGUCAUAUAACGCAAGUGAGAUUCAGGCGAAAUUUGAAAUCUCAAAAUGAACGGACGAAGAGUAUAUUUACAAAUAUCUCGGUCAUAGAACUUCGUAUAGAGUAAAUUAAAUGUAAAAGUUAAUUUUUUAAAAUAAAAUGCGAUUAAAGAAUA
Messenger RNA from Diachasmimorpha longicaudata, 2325 nucleotides. It is a transcript of the gene Srp54k, whose product is annotated as signal recognition particle subunit SRP54. The transcript has 4 exons. Gene Ontology annotation, molecular function: ATP hydrolysis activity; GTP binding; GTPase activity. The record is from RefSeq and is a predicted model, not a curated record. NCBI's taxonomy places the organism in Eukaryota, Metazoa, Arthropoda, Insecta, Hymenoptera, Braconidae. Gene Ontology annotation, biological process: SRP-dependent cotranslational protein targeting to membrane, translocation; SRP-dependent cotranslational protein targeting to membrane. Gene Ontology annotation, cellular component: cytosol; signal recognition particle, endoplasmic reticulum targeting. Bases 515 to 2032 code for a protein of 505 amino acids.